Stylonychia lemnae is the source of this 432-nucleotide messenger RNA. Lineage: Eukaryota; Ciliophora; Spirotrichea; Sporadotrichida; Oxytrichidae. The record is from the annotation of a GenBank genome assembly.
AUGGAUUUCACUUUGGAUUAUUCUUUCGUUACAUUCCUAGCAAAUGCAAUAAAUAUACUGUUUGUGAUUUUGGCAGAAGCAUACAUUGUAGAAAAGGCAAAUAAAUGCUUGGAUUUCACAGUCACCAUAUUCAUAUUACACUUAUGGGUGACCUGGUACCUAUAUAAAUUUCCAACUGCUUUAUAAUGGUGGAUCUGCCAUGGGAUUCUUGUUACAGUGACUGUAUUAGCAGCAGAAUUUUUCUGUUUAAAGCUUGAGACUGCAGAGAUAAAGCUUAGUGUUGGACACAUACUUGAAAAAGGAAAGGAAAUCGGCAAAGAAGCUGCUCAGAAAAUACUUAAAAAAGAUAUUGGGCAAGGCAAUAAUAGGAAAAACUCAAAGAAUGAUAAAAAGUUAAAGAAAAAGGAGAAGUCGAUAGAUGAAUAAGUCUGA